GGUAUUUGGAUUGACCAAUCAAAGUUUAGCCUUAUCUUUACAAGAAUCGUGGAGUAAAACACAAUGCUAUGAAAUUUAUUCUGACUUGAGAUGCUCUUUAAUUUAUUAGCAUUACCAUCCAUUAGUGGUUUGUAUACGUGAGAGAGGAACUUACAACAGGAAUGGAGACAGCUUCAGAUGACUACGGAGCAUUCAUGGAGAAAUUCACUUUACCACCAAAUUCUGUUCCCGAUCUUCCGCUCAAUUCACUCACCUUUGCUAUUAAAGAGAUAUUUGACGUGGAAGGAUAUGUGACCGGCUUCGGAAAUCCUGACUGGGCAAGGACUCAUCCGGUGGCCACUUCUACUGCUCCAACAGUUUUGGCUCUUCUCGGAGCAGGUGCCACUUGUGUUGGUAAAACUGUCAUGGAUGAAAUGGCUUACAGUAUAAACGGGGAGAAUAUACAUUAUGGCACGCCUAGAAAUCCUUGUUCAGCAGACCGAGUUCCUGGAGGAUCUUCUAGUGGCUCUGCUGUUGCAGUUGGUGCAAAGCUUGUUGAUUUCUCAUUGGGAACUGACACCGGAGGGAGUGUAAGAGUGCCCGCAUCAUACUGCGGGAUUUUUGGUUUUCGUCCUUCUCAUGGUGCUAUCCCAGUAUCAGGAGUUAUCCCUAUGGCACAAAGUUUUGACACUGUGGGAUGGUUUGCCAGGGAUCCAAUGAUUUUGAGCAAAGUAGGUGGUGUAAUUCUACAAUUGCCAGAAGUAGCACCAGUCAGACCUUCUUGCUUCAUCAUUGCAAAGGACUGUUUCCAGCUUUCAUUCAUUCCAUAUGAUGUAGUUACACAAACUGUCGUGAAAGCAGUAGAGAAGUUAUAUGGAGGGGAUGUAUUAAAGCAGGAAAUCCUUGGAGACUAUGUGAAGACCAAUGUUCCAAGUUUGAAACAUUUCAUGAGUAAAGAGAAUACAGACCAAAUAUUUAACAUUCCAUCACUGUCUGCACUUUCAAGUGCCAUGCGGUUACUUCAAAGGUAUGAAUUUAAGAAUAACCAUGGUGAAUGGAUCACAGAAGUCAAACCAGAUUUAGGUCCUGGAAUCUCAGAACGUGUAUCAGAUGCCUUAAGGACAACAGGGGAGAACAUUGAUACCUGUUAUUCGGUAAAAAGAGAACUGCACGAUGCCCUUGCUGCUCUUCUUGGGGAUUUUGGUGUUCUCAUGAUCCCCACAGUUCCAGGGCCUCCCCCAAAACUUCAAACAGAUACGUCUGAAUUAGAAAUCUUUCGUGCAAGGGCUUUUAGCCUGCUGUCCAUUGCUGGAGUAUCUGGAUUUUGCCAGGUAAGCAUACCACUAGGGAUGUAUAAUAAUCUUCCCCUAUCAAUUUCUCUGGUUGCCAGACAUGGUGCAGAUAAAUUUUUGCUUAACCUUGUUGAGAGUCUUUAUGCUAGCAUCAAAGAAUAGAAAGCAGCAUAGCAGAGAGCAUCAGUUACUGAUAUAGAUAUGCUUUCAGUAUGGAUACUAAUGUCAAAGCUGGGAGAGAAGCAGAACCUGAACAAUGGACAUAAAUCAAAGAAGGGAAAUUGUGUAAAGGAAAUUCAUGCUUAUCUGAGUCCUGUUUCAUUCGGAUGUUAUAAAGUUCAAUCAUUCCUUAAGUCAUUGGCUAUGAAAGCAAAUAAAGUCGCAUUGAAAUUGAUUGUAAUUCAAUAGUACUAUAUCAUGUUAACAAAUAAUCAGUUGUUGUUGAUGCAUUUGAUA
This is a messenger RNA of Vigna angularis (adzuki bean), 1727 nucleotides long. Its product is annotated as amidase 1. The transcript has 10 exons. Lineage: Eukaryota; Viridiplantae; Streptophyta; Magnoliopsida; Fabales; Fabaceae. Bases 162 to 1433 code for a protein of 423 amino acids. The record is from RefSeq and is a predicted model, not a curated record.